AUGUUCAAAAUCUACCAACGGCUCAAAUGGGUAUACCAGAAGUUCAAGGUGAGCUUUGAGAUUAUUGAUUUAUUGUGGAAAUAGGAACUUUUAUUGAUUUUUGGAGCUUCAAGUGAUUUGAAGAAAUAGGGAUAGGUUCAAGUUUAUAGCGAAACUGAAAAAAAGAAAAAAAAAUGAGAAAAUUAUCCUUAUUUAAAAAAUUCAUUCAUUUUUAUUCUGAAGUGUUUCUUCUCAUAGAGUUCAUAAACAUAAUCGACUAACCUGUUCCUUAUAGGGACCACCUUCGCAGGCUUUGGUGGCCCCUAUAGGGGAAGGUGAAAUGGUCUCUAUAGGGGAGCCUUCAAUUUGACCCUAUAGGGACCCCUCUAGCGUUCCUAAGUAAGAUUUUCUGUUUCAAAACUCAUCAAAUUAUCCUUAGAGCUAACUUUAUCCUCUAAAAUUCGCUCUUCUUUUUUCCAGCUCAGCGCUUGGAUGCCAUUCGUGGCUUUGAUCGCCUACACCAUCCUUGGGGCGCACAUUUUCAUGACUUUCGAGCAAGGGCCCGAUAUCCAGGCCAGACAAGACUACCGUAACCGAACAUCUUAUGCGAUGGAACAAGUUUGAUGAAUUUCAAUUCAUCAAAAAUAUAAAAUAUUCCUUCAGGUUUUGGAACGAAUGCUCGAAGUCAAAUGCCAUGAUAAAAUGUCCAUGGCCAAUAAAAAUAUGCAGGUGACUGAGUUUUACCGUAAAUUGGAACGUUGUUAUUUAGGUUGACCACGCAAAAGAGGCCAUUUUGUGGUUUCUGGACCAUCUGAACUUGAACGUGGUCAUCGAAGAGAGAACUGACGACACGCCGUGGACUUGGCUCGGCUCUAUGUUUUAUGCGGGACAACUUUACACUACUAUUGGUAACUUCAUUCAGUUUUUUUCAAGGAACUAUUGAAUUUAGAAAAAAAUUUAUUUGAGCUGAAUUUUUUUAACUUUAGGCUUUUUCUUCUUCAAAAAAAUAUUUUCAAUAUUAUAACUAACUUGAAUUUUUUUCUUUGCGUCCUAUUCAAUGUCAACUGUGAAAUUUUCGCAAAAAUUUUUUUAAAAAAACUUAUUUACUGUCUUUUGAAAAUCAAAAUUUUUGGAGUAUGCAAUUGCGCGUCCCGGUGUCGCACUCAAAACAUCAUAAUUGAGGCAAAAGUCCGGCGAUUUUUCCUAUUUUUCCGAUCCUUUUUUCAUUUCACCUUUCAAUUAAUUUAUUGAGCAAAAAGCUUCAAAAAAUGAACAAAAACAAAAAACUCCGAUAAAUUCAAAUUCUCGCGCUCCUCGGCAUUUUUAUGGGGCACGUUUUCCUGUUGUUUAUUUUCGCGUCGUUAAUCUUACUCUUUUUGUUUUCUUUGUUUCCUUUAUUUUCUUGGAUUCUUUUUUCACUUUUUUCGCUUCACGUCUCAUAUAUAUUCUGAUUUUCUAGCAAAGUAUCGGGGAUAUGGAAGAAAAACGCUGAAAAAAAAAAAAAAUUGUAAAAAGUUCAUCUGAAGCUUCUAUGCUUAUUUCUUUCAAACUUGUUAUAUUUUUCAAAUUCGGAAAAAAAAAAUUUAAUGGGAAAUUUCAGGUUAUGGGUAUCCGACAACGAGGACGGUUGGCGGAAGGGUCGCCAGUAUAUUUUACAUUCUUUUCGGGAUACCAAUUUUUCUUAUUAUUCUCAAGGUGAGUCUUGAAUUUCAAAAGUUUUUCGGACUGAAAAUAGAGGUUUUGUAUCUUUUUUCUUCCUAAAACUUCCAUUUUCUUGUAUUUUUCGAUAUCAAGGCUUUUUAGUUGAGAAAUCCUGAACUUUCAGGACAUUGGUAGUUUACUGUCCCGGGCACUUCGCAAGCUCUACAAGAAGUUACGGGUCUCAAAGCGAAAAAUCGCCCAGACAGCUCCGAUGCGUCGGCUUUCCAUUCCUCCGAUUCCAAUCUUUGUUAGUUUCAGAUUUAACUGAUAUUUCAGUUUCUGUCUUUAUUUUUUAUCGAUGAAUCACUACUUUUUCCAUUCUGAUAAAUUUUAAAAACCUAAAAAAAGGUAUUUUUUGAUAAAUUUCUAAUUUUUAAGGAGUUCUCCCGUCAUGUGGUAAGUUUUUUAAAUUUUCGCUAUGAAAAAUUUCAAAUUAAGUCUGGAAUUAAUCUGAUUUUUUUAAGAGAUUUAUCCGACCGCUUGUAAGUUUUUCUUGUGAAUUGAGAGACGUCCUGUUUUUCGUGACUGUGAGGAAAAAGUGGUCUUUUCUGUGAAAAAGCUUAUAUUCGAAAAAAAAAAUGUGGUUGGUUUGAAUUGAUAAUUUGAUUCAGAACGUCAAAAGUUUGGACAAAAAUGAUUUGGAAGCGGGAAAAGACGUCGAAAAUGCGACCGAGUUUGAUCCGAUGAAACAGGUGAAUUUCUUGGUUUUUUUGGUGUUUAGUUAUCCUAGGAUGUUUGAAUAUAAUCUCGAAAAAAAUGGUUUCAAAAAGGACUAAGAAAAAUGAUUUUUUUGGUUUUAUUAUUUUUUUCUUUUUUUUAAAAAAAUCGUUUUGUCUCUUACCUGAAGCUGGAAUAGUUCCUGAGGAAAAUUGUUCUGCAAUUAGUUCAAUUUCAUUAUUUCAACUUAUUUUCAUUUGAUCAAUCCUUUUUUAUUAUAAAACUAAUUUUUUUAAUUAUUUCCAUUUAUGAACGCGGUGGAAAAAUUCAACUUUUGCUCACAUUUUUUUCGAUUAGUUUUUUUAAUGUUUUUCUCUGUAUUUUUUUCGUGUAUCUAGAGUAUAUUAUGAUUUGAAAAACCAUGUUAAUUAAAUUUCUGAAACAACGAAAAAUUUGCAAAACUGAAGUAGAACUUUUUAGAUAAAAACACUUUUUUUACAAGAAAUCGGUGUCUUUUUCAGUAAUUUUAGUGUCUCUGCAUUGAGAUUAUAAUCAUUUCAAUUUUUUUCCAUCAUUUUUCUUGUAGCACUGAUUAAGUUGUUUUUUUGGAUCUCGCUCAAAAAAAUCUUUUAUUUCUAAAAAAAGUUCUUACAAAAAGGAAUUUUACCGGAAGCUUUCCAAGUGAAAUAUUUCUGUUGAAUUUUUCAUAUUAAAAAUUCACAAAAAUACAGUACUUUUCCAGUAAGCUUCGAGAAUUGUUUGCGGUUUUUAAAUUACCUUCGAAAACUACUACUAUCAGUCAGUAUUACUUGAAUUAUUUUUGAAAUAUCCUUUUCCAAUUUUUAGAAUUAUCUUGCUUUUGUUAGCUCAUAGGAGUCUAUAGUUUUUCAUUUGAAAUUUUUCUCACAAAAUGAAUUUCUGUGGAAGUUUCUCAAGUUUAUGCCGUGAAAUGUAAAAUUGUCUCUGACUCUCCAAAAAUUUAAUUAUAUUUUUUUUCUUUCUCUUGUAUUUCGCGGAAUCACUCUGAACACGACAUUAAUGUUUCUAAUGAAUUUUAUUGACUUAGCUUUCAAAAAACUAGUUCUGCUCACAAGGGCUGUGUGCGCGGUGAACAUCGAGUUAUGAAUUGAGGCUUUCAUGGUAGAUAGACCUAGGGGAGAGUGCUCCGAAACGAAAGAGAAAAUCUGCUAAGCGCCAUAGGGUACCGAGAAAAGGCUCGUCAAAGUUUUGCCGCCACGUAUAUGCCCGCGCUCGGAAUGCUCAGCCAGCAACUGGGAGCGUGGUGAAGUGGCAGUGUUCUUGAAUGGCGCUGACGCUAUGCUAGGUUCGAUUCCUUUUGACGUGAAACUUUUUUUGCCUUUUUUUAUUCAAUUCUUCUCCACUCUAUUAUUAAACAAAAACAUCUAAAAAUGUUUGAACAGAAGGAGAUGAAUGAAAGUUGGAAAAAAAGGAAGGAGAAAGCACAAAAAAAACUUUUUUGUGUCAUAUUAAGUUUUUCCAUUGAAAAUAUCGGAAAAAAGUUCUGAUAAUUGGUUUAUGGCUUUCGAUAUCACAACACGAUGGGAUUGAAGCAAAAAAAUAUAAGUGUGAAACUCACUCAUAAUUAUGUGAAAAAAAGAAACCAAGUGUGAGUAUGAGCCCGAAGAGCACAGGGAGUCCUGUCAAUCAAAUUUCGCAUUCUCCAUGAAAUUUCAGAAGUUUCGGUGAGCAAUAAAACAAAACUUCUGGUAUUAGAAAAAGGGAAAAUAGAGCAGUCGGUGGAAUUUUUGCGAUGAAAGAUUUCCAAACAGUAAAAAGAAAAAAAAAACAUAUGAAAUGGUUGAAUGAGGCCAGAGGAGCCAAGUGUGAUAUUAUUCACAAGUAUAAAACUUUUUAGAGGAGGUUCCUGACAAUUUAUUAUAUUUUAAUGCGUUGUCAUCUCGAGUAGCCGCCCAAGCAUCAAUUAUUUGAACAAUUUUUUAAAAGUUAUCAAUGGAAAAACUGAAUAUGACCCAAAAAGUUUUUUUUUUGUGCUUUCUCCCUCCUUUUUUUUCCAAUUUUCAAUCAUCUCCUUCAAUUCAAACAUUUUUCGCUGUGUUUGCUUAAUAAUCGAGUGUAGAAGAAUUGAAAAAACAAGAGCAAAAAAAUUUUCACGUCAAAAUGAAUCGAACCCAGCAUAGCGUCAGCGCCAUUCAAGAGCACUGCCACUUCACCACGCUCCCAGUUGCUGGCUGAGCAUUCCGAGCGCGGGCAUAUACGUGGCGGCAAAACUUUGACGAGCUUUUUCUCGGUACCCUAUGGCGCUUAGCAGAUUUUCUCUUUCGUUUUGGAGCACUCUCCCCUAGGUCUAUCUACCAUGAAAGCCUCAAUUUCUAACUCGAUGUUCACCGCGCACACAGCCCUUGUCAGUGAAAUCAAUAUGGAUUUGUAUUUUUUUGAAUAUUUUUGGACUUUAUUGAUUCAAUUCUGAAGUCAUACCCCAGUUACUUUUUAGACUUUUCUCGUACUUUGUAGAAUGCGUUGAACAAGAAACUCCACGCGGACAACUCAUUCCCGAUCCCGUUGGCGUUGACCAUCCUCAUCCUGUGGAUUCUGUUCUCGGCGGCCUUGUUCAACAUGUGGGAGCCCGAAUGGGGAUUCCUCACCUCUGUCUACUUUUUUUUCGUGUCUAUCAGGUCGGUUUUGAGUAAAAAUCUGUUAAAAAUGUCCUUUUUCUAGGCUCAAAAAAUGUUUCUUUUUUAAUUCAAACUUCAACAAAAACUAUGAUUUGAAAACUGAAAUAUUUUUUAAAUGAACUUUAAAAUCAGGAAGCAAAAUUUUAUGACCGGGAGCUCCCUAUUUUUCAAAAGUUGUUCAAGUCCCGUACUUUAUAUUCUAAAGCAUCUGUUCGUUCAGUACCGUCGGCCUCGGCGACAUCAUCUUUUCCAAUCCGGAUCGCAUGAUCUACACGUUCAUGUUGAUCCUCCUUGGACUCGCCCUACUUUCCAUGUGCUUCAACUUGAUUCAGGUGACUCCAUAAGAUGAUUAUCGGUGGUAUGAAAAAAAAGACAAGCGAAAGUUCAAACGGCGAUUUUUCCGAUUUUUCGUAUCGCUAGGGAACUUUCCGACGAAUCUUUUUCCGACUUUUUUCCCUUAUGUUUUUCGGCUUAUAACACAUCUAUAAUCAUUUUUUUUUCUUAUUUCUUUGUGUUUUAAUCAUGAAGCAACUACCUAAUUCAUAUAGGAAGAUUUAAAACGAAUAUUAAAAAAAUUCGGAAAAAGAUUCGUCGGAAAGGUGGCCGUCGGAAAGUUCCCUAGCGAUGUGAAAAAAUCGGAAAAGUCGCCGUUUCAAUUUUCGCUGGUGUUUUUUUUCAUUCCACCUUCAUAAGAUGACUAUUGUAUUUCACUUUUUUCACUGUAUUUUUAUAUAGGUUUUUGAAGAGGUAUUGUCAAUUAGGAGGCGUUUCGGUCAAAUUUGCGAAGUCAUUUUUAAAAAAAUUUUUUUUCAACUUGAAAGACUCACUGAAAAAAAUUGCUUUUUUUCCAAAAAGUUUCAGUUUUUUUCUCAUUUGAUUACGAAUUUGAGCGAGUCUAGUGGAGACUUUAGGGAAAUUUUUUUCUUGAUAUUUUUUUAAAAAUUGUCCUUGUUUCUUAACUGUUAUUUCGUCACGGAAUUUAAGCACUUUUUAGUGGCAACUUUAGGGGCAUAUCUGGCUCGAAAUUCUAUUAAAACCAGAUUUUUUUAAGUAUCAAGAAAAGAAAUAUCUCUUACAUGUAUAAAAAAACUCUGUCAAAAAAAAAUAAUCGAAUACUUGAGCCAGAACCAAAAAGACAAUAAUUUUCAUGUCCUAAGAUCAAUCUUUUAUUGCGAAACUGAAACAGGAAAAAAAGAGAAAACAAGGAGGAAUUUUCAUGGAUUUCCGUGGUGAGUUUAAUCUCCCACGGGGUCAUAAAUUGUCCGAGUGUAGGAGGUCGUUUAUCAGCACACUCGAUUCCUUUGUCUCGACCUUCUUUUUUUUGAAUUUUGGGUCUCGAAACUAGAAAAAUGAAUCGAAAGAAUCAGGAAAUCAUGAAAACGUGGCUUUUGGCUCGAGGUCAUCAUGGAAAAAUGGUAGAAAAAAAAAGUUUUUUAUUUUUUUCAUGCUUUUCUUUGUUCAAAAAAAUUACAAUUUCUUGAGAAACUGUCAAAAAAAAGGUGUUUCCCCGUCAAAAAGCCGCGUCGCACACGUAACGCUCCAACACUCCGCCAAAUAAUAGUUUCCAUUUUUUUAUAGUCCCGAAAAAAACGGACUAUAAUAAUAGGAACUAUAUUUUGCACAGAGAAUGUUUGGAAAAGGUUCAAAAAAUGAUAACAUAAAGAGUAAAGUGAAAACUGUGAAAUUUGGAUGGUUUUACCGUUUCAAACCGCUCACAAGUGUUUUUUUGAGAUCAUUUUUUUAAACGUUAUGUGUAAACUUUUUUUCCAAACCUGACUUUAAAUGUCGAUAAACUUUUUCUGAACAUGAUAAUAAUGAAAUUAUAGGGUUUGGACACUUUUUUUAAAAAAAUUGAAAUUCUGCGGGCAGAAUGGCUCAAAAGCGUUUUUUUAAUUUUGAAAUUCAAAAAAACUUUUAGUUUUUUUCUGUGGACCAUCUUCCAAGAGAAAAAAACUUCGAAAGCAACCGAUUUAUCAACUAGAAAAACAAUAAAAAUAAAUUAUUUUGUCUUUAUAUCUUAUGUCCAUAAUCACUUUUUGAAAGAUGGUACGACAAAAUCUCAAUUUCGCAAAUCUUGAGAAACGUAAUCUUUGUGUACUCAGAUCUAAAUUCUCAUAAUCUUGGAAAGCGAGAAUCUCCCUUUUUAGUCUUAUUUAUUGCACUUCAUAUACUUAGAUUCUCUUGUUUGGAUCACCGAAUACCAUUUCUGAUAAAAUCUAUUCGCAGGAGCGUUGUUUUUUCUAUCCUGGAUUGUGGUUUCCAAGAUUAUGGGACUUUAGAUCUGCGUACACAAGAUUACGGUCCUCAAGAUUUGCGGUCUUGAGAUUUUGUCGUACCAUCUUUUGAAUGCAUCGUUUAGUUCUUAUUUUUUUGGUUAGUUUCAUUUCAAUUCAUCCUCUUAGGAAAAUCAAAAUUUUUGAAAUUUCAAUGUUUCUUAUGGGAAUUUCGAAACCGUAAAGUGAUAUUUGUCGUUUUUACAAAAGUUUUUUUUCUAAAAAUUUUAAUAUUGAUGGUUUCAUGUUUUUAAUAAGUUUUUCGUUGUCAGGCAGCCCUGGAACGAUUUUUGGACCGAUUACUGGACGAAUAUAUAGAAGAAAUCGAGAAAAUGGCGGAAAUCGUGACGCAGGACGACGGGCUCAACGAGCAGGCCAUGCCUUUGGAGUUCAAAAUGACCGGUGAGUUUUGGGUUAGAAAUUUCGGUACAAAGUCAAAAAACUGAUUUUCAAUAAGGUUCCGGUUUCAGAGUGUUGGCUUUUAGCCACAGUUUUCAUGUAUUCUCAGUUGUCCUACCUCAUCAAAUACUUUUAAAAAACGAGAUUAAUCAAAUCUUUCGAGCAGGAAAAGUUCGAUUUUCAUUCUGGAUUGUCUCAAUUGAAUUAGAAAAAAUUUUAAAAAAACGGCAAAGAUCAAAGUGGUCAUUUUUUAAAAGUUAUUAAGUUUUUCAGUUUCCAAUUGUUUGAGUGUCCAAAAUGCGUGAAAUUCUGGAUUAUGGUUAGAUUUGAGUUUCGAAAAACCAAUGGGCGACUCGAAAUAGAAGAUUUUGUGUUUCUUUCAAUAAAUUUUAUGUCAACAAUUUUUAAUUUGCCCCGAAAUCGAAAUGUGUUGAUUGCGAAAUAGUGUUUAGUAGCAUUUUUUUUUGGCGAAAAUAGAAAAAUUCAGAAAAAGUGAAUUUCCGAAAAACUGACUUCGAAAAUAAUCAUAUAAGGAACAAAUCGGCCCUUUAAAACGGUUAACACCUUUUUUAUGUAUCCCAAAAAAGCUUCAAAAUUUUGAAAACUUGAAAAAAUAGGCGUCAUAAAAAAGUGACCGAACCGACCGAUUUUUCCAGGGUGUUUUCGAUGUAUAUCAAGCUAAUAGGGCUUAACACGACGUUUGGAAACUGAGAAAAAAGCUCGAAGCUUCAUAGUUUUAUGUGAUUUUUGUGUUUUUUUCAAUGAGAAUAACCAAAGAAAAAUGAAUAGUUAUUACUCAAGGAUCGGUAUCUUUCAUUUAUUUUCGAAAGGUUCAGCUAACUCAUUUUCAAAGCGCCUUAAAAAUUAUCCUCCUUGUGUCCUUUUCAAAGUAAUUUCCGCGAAAUUCAAAAUUGUCCCUGACAUUUCAAAGUUUAGUUAUCUUUUUCACUUUCUGACGAUUUAUUCGCAGAAAAUCUUCGAACACAACAUAAUAUAUCAAUAAGAAAGCAACCGCAACUGUUACAAUUUGCCGAGAAAGUUUCAAAACCUCGAAAAAAAAGGUCUGUAAAAUGUUGAGAAGCAAUUGGCCACGUGUCAGCGGCUGAUCAAUGACGGCCGCUUUGUCAUUGAUAAAUGUUCGGAGUUUUUUCCUUCUUUUCAUGAACUUGCAACUGUCGCAUCCCAGCAGUUCACCCAGACCAUCUGUCAUCGUUAAGCGGAACCUUUUCAAUGAGUUUUGCACCAUUGAGGCCCGAAUUUUCUGUUUCUAUGAAAUGGAUCGCAUAUUUACGGGGAAGCUCGUUUUGAACCCUUUUUGCUGCUGGAGUUUCAUCUAACUAGGAAACGUUUUUUUUUUUAAAUAUCUCCUAUAUUUAUCAAGUUUCUGAAUAAAGUUCUUACAUUCAACAGCUUUUCACAGAUGGAAACUGAUUUUAAGGAGCUUGGCUGUGGCCAGUCAUGCUCAUCCCUGAAACUAUGUUAAUUUCUCAUUUUUGAGCCAUAAAUUAAACUAAAUUUCCAGGAAACUUGCUAUCUCUGCCGAUGAAAAGGGUCACCAACACGACGGGUUUCAUUUCCGAGGCGAAAGGAUGGAUGGCAGAAAGGUGAUUUUUGGGAAGUCCAUUUAGGGAAAGCUUAUUUUUCGUAAUAUUGACAAAAAAUGUGAAAAAUGAAGAUAUUUGGGUUGCCUUUUUGCCGGUAUAAAAAAAAUGAAAAAUCAGAAAUGGAAAAAAACCUAGGAACGCCAGCGUGGUCCCUAUAGAGACUAGGUAGAAAAAGCACUUAUAGGGGAAAAAUAGUGUUCCCUAGAGGGCAAAACUUUGGGGGACCCUAUAGGGAUGAACUUCAAGCAGUUCAAAGCUUAAGUGGUUCCUAAAGGGGCCAUUUAAUUUUUCCGCUAAAAAUUUGAAAAAAAUAACUUUUACAAGUUUUAUUCCCCUUAGGGAAGGUAAGAUGGUCUCUAGUGAGGCCCCUAAAAGUGCUCCAAAAAUUGCCCCUUUAGGGACCACUUUGGUCACCUAAAAAAAUGCUCUUAAGGUAGUGACGAUCUUUUUUAAUUAUAUGGAAAACUGACAGAACCAAAGAAAGUUUUUUCGAAAAAAGAGGACUUUGGAAAUUAAAAAAAAAAACUAAAUCUCUAAUGAUAAGAAAGUAAUGAAUUGAGUAUAAUUCAAUAAAAAUUUCCUUGAACCCCAAAAUUUCAGAAUCGCCAAUAAUCUGAUCGCUUCGAGACUCCAUGGGGUCAAGGAAGAAUCGGAAAGUGAAGGAGAGGAAGAAAAAGAGGCCGAGUCGGAAAUCAGCCAAGGAAGUCCUUACAAAAUGGCUAAAGUAAACUGAGGCUACAGUAAUCCCUUAUUACUGUAAGAUUUUCAGGCUCACGAGGUUACUGUAAAGGACGGCAUUCCGUCGUCGAGGAGGGACAGUCGGACUAGCAUUGGUAAAAAUUUGACGCUAUUUUUUUUACUGUAAAUGAACUUGGUAUAUUUGGGUCGCAUGUAGAAUGGCUCAGCGCGUUGCGGUCGCGGUGCGGUUCGAGAUAGAGUUUUGUUUUUGAAAUUUUUGGGCGUAAGUCGUUUUGGGGUCGGGUGCACUUUUGAUGCAGUCACGGUUUGAGUUAGAACUUUGAAGUUUUCGUCUUGAGACCUUUAUAAAAUCUGCAUAUGCUCAAUAAGAUCUUUCUUUUCCAUUUUUCUCGACUUGAAGCUGCUGUUUUCCCUGCGCUUUCCUCCUCUCUCCUCCCUUGUUGAAAUGCUAUGUUUAUGAUUCUGAAAUUUCCGGCGUAUGUCGCUUUGUGGUCGGCUGCACCUUCGUGAGGCCGUUUAGCCAUUCCCGACGCGAAAGAAAUAUGUUGAGGCGCGCAAGUCGCUUCAGCGUCGGUUGCACUCUCAAAGCAGCCGCUUUUAGCCAUUCCCCAUGCGGCCAGGGUUUAAAGUAACGAAUCUCAUUUCAGGUUCCAACAGAGCGAAAUUGUCCCGAUCACACCAUUUACGACAAAAUCGACCCCUGCUCAAUACGAUUAGGACUUUGGAGAAGAUCAAACCUUCGCAUAAUGAUUUUAAGUGAGAAAUUUUGAUUUUUUGGGUUCGAAAUGAAAAACAGCACUUUCUAUAUUUUUUUGAGCUCGAAGGCUAAUAAUCUUAAAAAAUGCUAAAGGUUUUCGUUUUUUCAUAAAUGCUUUUAUGAAAUAAUUGUAAUAACGAUCUUUUCAUGGAAUAACUGAUAAUGGAGAUGAUGAACAACAGAAAAAUAAACUCAAAGUUAAUGAACCUUCCUUGAAACGUAUGUCUUCAUAGUUAUAAUCUCAACUUUUGAUUGAAAUGACUAAUGCCGUGUUAAAAGUGAUUCCGAGAUUUCUAACUAGGGAACUACCCGAAUUCGUAUUCAAGGAUCGAGUUCACUUUUUAGUGGUUCAUAGACCCGGGUAAGAGUACUUGAAAACAGGCAAUAUAAUUUGCUAAACCCAAGAUACCGAGAAAACGCUUUUUGAAAGUGGCUUGAUAAUUUUUUUUUUCUUUUGGCUGGAAAAAGUUUUUUUGGACUUUAUCAUAGCCGGAUCAUUCAAGGCGAUUGUAUUAAAAUAUAAAAUAAGACAGAAAUAAGUAUUCUGAAACUUUUCAGGCCUAAUUUUUACUCAGUGCGGGUUUAGCAGAUAUUCUUUCUUGUUUACAAGUAUUCUCACUUAGGUCUAUAAACCACUAAAGUUUGAACUCGAUCCAUGAAUAGUUCGCGUAGUUCCCUAGUAAGUAGCCAUCAGAGGGUGAAAAGACUUGCGAUUUUCUUCUAGAUCUAUCAUUUUCUCGAAAUUUGUGCAAUCGGAGCAGCUGAACCGACUGGUCGACGAGUCCGUCGCAAAUUCGAAAAAGGUUGGAAAGUUCUUUGCUUUUUUUUGUUUUAAUCAAAUGCGUCUUUCAACUUUUCACUAGAUUAUCUCAGUUUCACUUCUCACUUUUCAUUAAACCUCGUCUUUUUCUUAUUACAUUUUCACUCCACAAAAAAAAACGAUAGUUUCCUUUUAAUUAUUAAUUAUGUUUUUUUCUUCUGGAUUUCCAUUUUUGCGACAAAAAUAACGUUUCACCAUCAGAUAACUUUUUUUUUUAUAUAAAAAUUUGGACCAUCGUAACCAGUACAGUCAACUUUUUCAUGUCACCAAAAAAACUUUAAAAAAAUUCUGCGAAUGUUAACGAACUUCUUAUAAAUUGUCUUUUAUAUUUUCUUUUUUUCUUUUUAAAAAGUCGUGAUUCAUGUUUUUCUCUCUAAAUUUGGGUGAUGUGUAGAAUAAACUCUCUAGUUUCUGAUAAUACGACAUUCAUAGAGUUAAAACUUAUUUUUUUAUACCUUUUUUGCUUUUUUUUCUUUGUGUGGGUUUUUAUUAUUUUUUGUUAAGGCGAUGACGACGGUCUCGUGUCAGACGGACGUCUCCUCUUCGGUUGAAGAACGGGAAAAGAAGCCGUUCCGGAGGAUGCGGAGCAUUCGUGAGUCUCAAAAUCCAAUAUUAGGUUUUCGCGCAGAAAUUUAUUUUUUUGAAGAUAUUUUGUACUCAGUUUCGUUUCUAGACUACGAAAAUUCCGUAUUUAUCAGAUGGUAGGGAUUAAAAGUUUGCGAAUUCUCCGAUUUUUAUAAUAUCGUUUCGGAACUUCUCGACGACAAAAAUUCUGAAAAUCGAUUUUUUUUCCCCUAUCAUUGUUUUUCUACCCUAUAUUUUUUUUUCUGCUCGUUUGUGUUUUUUCGGGUUUUUUGGGUAGUAUCAGCACUCUUGAUCCCUAGAGUUGCUCAGAAACGCUCGGGGCCCCGUCCGAAUUCCAUUCCCGGGGCCCGAGUUUUUAUGAGCUUACUAUCUAAUUUAUAUAGGGACUUUGAAAAAAAGAUGGUAUGAAAAAAACACCAGCGAAAAUUCAAAUGGCGACUUUUCCAAUUUUUCCAUAUCGCUAGGGAACUUUCCGACGGCCACCUUUCCGACGAAUCCCUUUCCGAAUUUUUUUUCUCGAUAAAAUAUUCGUUUUAAAUUUCCUAUAUAAAGUAGGUAGUUGGUUCAUGAUUAAAAACACAAAAAAAUAGGAAAAAAAUGUAAAUAGAUGUCUUAUAAACCGAAAAAUAUAAGGGAAAAAAGUCGGAAAAAAUUUCUUCGGAAAGGUGGCCGUCGGAAAGUUCCCUAGCGAAAUGAAAAAAUCGGAAAAGUCGCCGUUUGAAUUUUCGCUGUUGUUUUUUUCAUACCACCGAAAAAAAAGAACUUCUGAAAAAAGGCGAAAAUAUUCGUUGCAAAGUUCUCUAGCGACAUGAUAAAAAUCCGAAAAGUGGCCAUGGAAUCCUUGCUAAUUUUUCAAACUCUCACCAUCCUUUUACAAGUUUUUUUUCUUUACUAUGGCAAAAAAUGUCCUAAGAACUCUUUUUCGAUUUUUCUGACAUUGCUCCGAGUCCGAAUUUCAAUAGAUCCCAAAAACCUCACAAAACAAUAAAAGAGACACAUUUCUGCACGAGACACCUACGCUCCUGAAAAAUCCUCAAAAAUUUAUCAGAAAACUUCAGAUUCGACGUCUUCGUUCUCGACCAACUACACGAACUCGAUGGUGGUAAACGACGACGAGUCUCUGAUGUCGGCCGCCUUCUGCGACAUGAAGUUUGACUUCCACACGGAGACGUCGACGCCCCCUUCCAUCCAUCGACAGCCGUCCUCCCAGAGCGUCUCCAAGCUCGACGACGAAGACGUCGUCCCCAACCUGCCCAAGUUGCUCGGGCCAAGUCCCAAGACCUCGGGACUUCCUCCGAGAAAGGUCCGACUGGGGUUUAAUAGGAGAAAAUAGAGUUAUAGACAGAGAGUUUUAUAAAAAGUGUACCCGUAAAGUUUAAAUUCAUAACAGUUUGAAGUCUUAAUUUACUCGAUUUCAAAAUGCUCGGGCCAAGUCCCAAGCCCUCUGGAUUUCUGAUGUCUUCGAGAACGGUCCAAGGAUGAUUCAUUAGGAAACGAUGAAAUUAUAGAUAGAGUAUUCCGAAAAAAAUGCAUCCAUACAAAUCCAAAUUCAUACAGUUUAUCUCAUUUUUUUUUAAACUUGCUCGGGCCAAGUCCCAAGUCCUCUAGACUCUUCCGAGAAAGGCCCGACUUCAGGUCAUCGAGAUGAGACAAACUUAUUGAUUGAGAAUUUAAAAAAAGAUGUUUGAAUCUUUAAUUUUUUUGCAGCCUUAUUUCUUUAUUUUGUUAAAGUUAAAGUUGCUUUUAAAGUUGCUCGGGCCAAGUCCCAAGUCCUCUGGACCUCUGACGUCCCAAGAACGGUCCGACUCCGGUUUAUUAUAAACAGGAAAAAUCAAUCAAUAAAAAAAUCUAGAAGCGCCAUAAGUUUCGAAAAAAACCAUAAAAACAACCGGUACUUUUUUCAGGAAGCUUUUAUAUGAAAAUUACGUGAAAUCAGGCUUCAGAGAGCCCAAAAAUCUGUCUUAUUGGUUUUAUUCUGGUUAGAAUCAACUGAAAAUUCAAAAAUCAGAAAAACUCCAUAAAGGUUGAAAUAAUUAUUGCUCUUUCAAGCGAUUUUAGGGAACGAAAAAGAAGAUUAUUGAAAAAAAUUUUGGAUUCAAUGGCUUUUCAACGAAUUCAUUAAUUUUGCAUAUGAAAAAAACUAAAUUUUAUCACUGAAAAAUUGAAAAAUCUCAUUCAGUGGCACUUGCCCCAGCCGAAAUACGUCCGACUGACUUCAAGACAAUUUUGUCUCGUAAUUUUUCUUUUCCAAAAUUUUUUAAUGCCUUUAAAAAUCAAGUUUCAAUCACUUUCUGCACAACAAUCCUUCUCAAAAUUGCUCACAAAACCUCGCUUUUUCCACAUUUUUCAUUUUUGAAGUUCACAGCAUUUUUUUAUGGUAUUUUGCUCACAAUUCAGCUUUCUUCAUUUUUUUCAAAUUUUUUUGAACUCAGUAUGUUAAAAUAAACGUUUCAGUUGUCAUCACAACUCCCUGCGGUCCACGAAACGCCAAGGAAAACGCCCCGAAAAUCAAUCACAGCCGUUGACGAAGACUUCGAAGGGAUUUCCCGGUUUUGGUCGGUUUUUAUUCAGUUUUUCGGAAUACCAGAGAAUGUGAGAAAUGAUAAAGAAUUUAUUUUUUUUUUCGAAAAUCGAUAAAAAAUUUUUUUUUUUUCAAAGUUUAUUAGAAGCCUGAAAUUGUCUAUGUUGAACGUUUCAGGCUCACUAUUUAUUUAUUUAUUUAUAAGUUCGUUGGUUAAACAAGUGAACGGACUUUUUUUCGAAAUCUAAAAACUAAUUCUGAGCCUUCAGAAGUCAUUUUGAGGAUUCAUGAUACUGGUGAUUGGAUUUACUGUCCUUUUUGGGGCCAAUGUUGA
Molecule: messenger RNA, 14983 nt
Organism: Caenorhabditis auriculariae
Lineage: Eukaryota; Metazoa; Nematoda; Chromadorea; Rhabditida; Rhabditidae
Source: the annotation of a GenBank genome assembly